Messenger RNA from Carlito syrichta (Philippine tarsier), 923 nucleotides. It is a transcript of the gene CLEC3B, whose product is annotated as C-type lectin domain family 3 member B. The record is from RefSeq and is a predicted model, not a curated record. Lineage: Eukaryota; Metazoa; Chordata; Mammalia; Primates; Tarsiidae. Gene Ontology annotation, biological process: bone mineralization; ossification. The transcript has 3 exons. The coding region runs from base 182 to 790 and encodes 202 amino acids.
CUUUUGCAGGCUCUUGUGUUUGUUUUAAUUUUGGCAGGCCUGCAGCCAAGUCUGGGAGGGUUUCCUGGAUAGAGGUCUUUGCGGCUGCUGCCUUAAGACAAUCAGCCUGGGCCACCACUGCCACUGCGUCCUGACCAGACCUGCAGCCAGCGGCAACAGCAGCCCUUGCCCGCACAGCAGCAUGGAGCUCUGGGGGGCCUACCUGCUCCUCUGCCUCUUCUCUCUUCUGACCCAGGUCACCGCUGAGCCCCCAACCCCCAAGGUCAAGAAGGCUGCAAAUGUCAAGAAAGAUGCUGUGGGCCCGAAGAUGCUUGAGGAGAUCAAGAGCCGGCUGGACAACCUGGCCCAGGAGGUGGCCCUGCUGAAGGAGCAGCAGGCUCUGCAGACGGUCUGCCUGAAGGGCAUCAAGGUGCACAUGAAAUGCUUCCUGGCCUUCACCCAGACGAAGACCUUCCACGAGGCCAGCGAGGACUGCAUCUCGCGCGGAGGCACCCUCGGCACGCCGCACACGGGCACGGAGAACGACGCCCUGUACGAGUACCUGCGCCAGAGCGUGGGUAACGAGGCCGAGAUCUGGCUGGGCCUCAACGACAUGGCGACAGAGGGCACCUGGGUGGACAUGACCGGCGGCCGCAUCGCCUACAAGAACUGGGAGACGGAGAUCACCGCGCAGCCGGAUGGCGGCAAGGCCGAGAACUGCGCUGCCCUGGCGGGCGCGGCCAACGGCAAGUGGUUCGACAAGCGCUGCCGCGACCAGCUGCCCUACAUCUGCCAGUUUGGGAUCGUGUAGCCAGAGGGGGUGGGGCUGAGAGGGCCGGGCCGGCGGGGAGGGGACUUGGGGAGGGCCGGGGUCGUGGGAGCCGGGCGAAGGUCGCGCUUGGAGCCUCCUUUCGCAAAUAAAGUUGGUGCAGCUUCGCGGGAGG